Messenger RNA from Chironomus riparius, 1587 nucleotides. The record is from the annotation of a GenBank genome assembly. Lineage: Eukaryota; Metazoa; Arthropoda; Insecta; Diptera; Chironomidae.
AUGGAUGUGAAUAAGAUUAAACUGGAGAUUACAAGAUUCUUCAAAAUGUCAGGCUUCCAGAUGCGUACGGAAGUGGCUAUGCUGCUUGUUGACAAAAUCAAAGAAUUUUCACUAGAAGAUCGCAAAAAGUUUCUUGGAACUGCUUUAAGUAACAUCCAGAACCAAAAUAUUGAGAACAAUUCUAUCGAAAUCGAUAAUGUCAAGUCAAUAUUGAGGGAUUCAGGAAAUCGUGAGAACUUUAAUGAAGAAAGCGAGACGAUAUUUAGUGUAAUUAAUGCUUUUGAUGUUCCAUCAUAUGAGUAUAUUAAAGAAAGCAAGAAGUUCAUUAUCAAAAAGAAUAAACGGAAGCUUUUAGCACCACCAACAUCCAGGUCAGAAUACAUUAGAAAUAGAUAUAAUACAAUCUUACAGCGUAUAUUAAGACACGACCUUUUUGCACCAAAUCAUAAUGAAAAUAUAAGAACAUCAGAGGUCGAAUCUAAAAAGUUUUCAUUGAAAUAUGCUGAGAAUCUCUUGUCAGCAUCAACAAUUAAUGAAGUUGUCAUGCUUGGAUUGCUUUCUAAAUUUAAGGAAGGAAAGUUCUAUUUAGAAGAUCCAACAGGCGCGAUUCCAAUUGAUUUAAAUGAAGCUAAAUUUCAUUCAGGAUUGUACACAGAAGGUGGCUUUAUGCUUGCCGAAGGAUCAUACAAUGAUGGUGUCCUUAAAGUCAAUGGACUUGGAUUUCCACCGUUAGAACCAGCAACAAGCAGUCGAGCAUAUUUUGGGACACAAAACUAUUGGGGUGGUCCAUCACCAACAUUAUUAAAAUACUCAAAACGUCUUCUUGACUAUGAACGACUUAAUUUUGGUGCUAGCUUAAUCUUUCUCUCAGACUGCUGGCUAGACGAUUCAAAUGUCAUGGAUAGACUUAAGAAGCUAUUUCUAGGAUUUGAUGAUUCGCCACCAAUUGCUAUUAUUUUAAUGGGACCAUUUUUAAAGAAUAAAGGAAGUCCAGCAUUACUUAGAAGCAAAUUUGCACAGCUUUCUGACAUCCUUGACUUGACUUUUACGCUAAAAAAUGAAACUGACAUUGUCCUAGUGCCUGAUAUUGAAGAUCCUACGUCUGCAAAUAUUCUGCCUAGACCACCUUUACCACAAACUAUCGUUCAAGACAUGAUGAAGAAGCACAAACGAGUCAUUCUAGCUACUAAUCCAUGCAGGCUUCAAUAUUGCACUCAAGAAAUCGUCGUAUGUCGUCUUGAUUUGCUCAGAAAAUUAUGUAGGAAUACGAUCAAGUUCCCAGAAAAUGGUCAACUUGCUGAUCAUUUUGCUCGUACUUUAAUGUGUCAAGCGAGCUUAACGCCUUUUAUUCAGCUUGUGAUGCCUACAUAUUGGGAUUUUGAUUCAUCUUUAAGUCUAUAUCCAUUGCCUGAUUUAAUAGUUAUUGGCGAUAACAGCACAGACUUCCAGAGAACACAUAAUGACUGCACAAUCGUUAAUACUGGCUCAUUUCCUCGAUCAAAAUAUUCAUUUAAAUUGUACACUCCAAGCAGUAAACUUAUUGAAGAUUCUCAAAUACCAGAUGAUGAUAAUGAGAAUGAAUCGUGA